Molecule: messenger RNA, 1533 nt
Organism: Cladocopium goreaui
Lineage: Eukaryota; Dinophyceae; Suessiales; Symbiodiniaceae
Source: the annotation of a GenBank genome assembly
CUGGAUCCAAUGACAUUGCUAUUGCUAUGACAUUUGCGUUGGGAUGCCGUCCCAUUUCACAGGAUGGCAAGCAGGGUCCUGUACCAUCCAAGCCUCCCUUGCCCAGCCUGGUGCGGGCUGCAAGACAGGGCCCGGAAUGCCUGGUUCCUUUGUCCUUGGCCGAGCAGAAUGACUGCAAUGCUACGCUGGACAUAGCUUUUAGUUGGGAGCAGCCUGUGGAUCCAGCCAAGCUCACCGAGUCACUUGCGAAGGCCUUGAGCCUUUUUCCUUGCUGUGCUGGCCGCUUUGUCACUCGAGACGUAUUGGUGGAACCUGCUGCGGGGGUGACUCUGAAGCAACGGAGAAUGUGCAUUCUCUGCAACAAUGCUGGGAUCAGUUUCUCCAACAGCCACUACAAUGGCAAGCGGCCGUCUGUGAUUGGCCCUAUGACGGGUCUGUUUGACCGCGCGGUUGGCACCACCGCGAAAGUGGAUGGAUGCGGGGGACCACUCUUGAGAGUGAAGCUGUUGAACUGCCAGGAUGGCCAGAUACUGGCACUGAGCUUCUCCCAGGGUCUUGCAGAUGUCAAAGCCAUCGGUCUUUUUGUGGAAGCUUGGGGCAAGUAUCACUGUGGAGAGGAACCUUCCCACAGUUCCGACAACUCGCGCACAAUUCUGGAAGGUGCUGUCAACAAUGGAUUCCCAAAGCUGGAUCCUUGCUUCACCUACCUUCACAGACGAGAGCCUUCCAGCAGUACCAUGAGUGCAGCCAAAGCUGCCGCAGCAGCUGCUGAAAGGCUGGGUGUCACGACCUUCUUGCUCAAAUGGGAAGAGCUCAAUCGCUUGGGGGAGACCUUCUCGCGAAAGCUAAGAGGCAGGCGAUUGAUAUUCGAUUCCGAAAGCCUGUCGCAUGACGAGGUGGCCUUCGCUAUUGUGGUUGAGUCUUUGGGCAGAGCUGUCUCGGCAAGUGUUUGGCUUGAUUACAGAGCUACCUUCGCCUACGACAGAAUGUUUGGACACGUUCGCGGUGUUGCUGACGUCGACCUGCCAUCAGAUGCCUUGAAAGCUGCUUCUGUGAUCCGAAAGAAGCUUCAGAUUGCGCGAGAAAAUCCAGAUUUUUGGUGCUGGAAGGCACAGCAGAGCAAGAGCUGUCCAGUUGUGCCAAGUUCAGAAAUAAUUUUCUGCUCCUGGCUGGAGGCGGCCGACUUGAAGGCCUUCUCCUUCGGGAGUACGCCCUCUGGCGCAGGUCUGGGAUGCAGCUUUUGGCACUGGUGGGCACACACUCCAGAGGCACGCCUAAGAUCUGGUGGAGGUGGUGCUGUUGGAGCCAAUGGCCGAGGAUGUCCUUCGUUAGUUGUUCUUCUCCCACAUGAAGAUGGUGUUCAGGUGCAGGCAGGACAGUUUCAGGAAGCAUCGCAAAAUUGUGGAUGUUCAAGAGCGAAUCCUUGGCAACUUUACAGGCACUCCUGCCACAGAGUGCGGCGUCAAAGCUUUGUGCAAAGCACAAUUGCCUUGUCUAUUAUCCAUAGUUAGCGUCGCAAAAAUUAUAUCUUUU